Arabidopsis arenosa is the source of this 951-nucleotide messenger RNA. Lineage: Eukaryota; Viridiplantae; Streptophyta; Magnoliopsida; Brassicales; Brassicaceae. The record is from the annotation of a GenBank genome assembly.
UGAGAACUCAAGAGGGCUCUGAAAAUGGAGAGCGACGACGAGAGUCCGGUGGUUCUGAUAACGGGGUGUUCUCAGGGAGGGAUUGGUCACGCGCUGGCGCGUGAGUUCACUGAGAAAGGAUGUCGGGUGGUAGCGACGAGUCGAUCACGGAGCACCAUGACGGAUCUGGAGCAAGAUUCGAGGUUAUUCGUGAAGGAGCUUGAUGUGCAAUCUGAUCAGAAUGUGAGUAAGGUUUUGUCGGAGGUUAUUGAUAAGUUCGGUAAGAUCGACGUUCUUGUCAACAACGCCGGAGUUCAGUGUGUCGGCCCACUGGCGGAGACUCCAAUUUCCGCCAUGGAAAACACAUUCAAUACCAAUGUCUUUGGUUCCAUGAGGAUGACUCAAGCUGUUGUACCUCACAUGGUGUCUAAGAAAAAAGGAAAGAUUGUCAACGUUGGAAGUAUCACUGUUAUGGCACCUGGUCCAUGGGCUGGUGUCUAUACAGCUACCAAAGCUGCUAUUCAUGCUCUUACCGAUACCUUGAGGUUGGAGCUCGGGCCCUUUGGGAUUGAUGUCAUCAACGUUGUCCCGGGAGGAAUAAGAACAAACAUAGCAAACUCAGCGGUGGCAACCUUCAACAAAAUGCCUGAGCUGAAACUAUACAAGCCUUAUGAAGAAGCUAUCAGAGAAAGAGCGUUUAUAUCACAGAGGAUGAAGCCAACUCCUGCAGAAACAUUCGCCAAAGACACCGUAGCUGCAGUGCUGAAGAAGAACCCACCCGCUUGGUUCUCUUCAGGCAGGUAUUCAACCCUCAUGGCAGUCAUGUACCACAUGCCUCUAUGGCUCAAAGAUUUUCUCCAGAAGCAGGUUUUAAUGAAGAAGUGAUUAUCAGGUUGGGGUUUAAGACAGAAUGUAAGAUAAACACGAAUGUAAAAGAUUUGUUCAAAUUGUUAAUUAAAUCUUACGUCUCCA